This is a messenger RNA of Poecilia reticulata (guppy), 4047 nucleotides long. RefSeq names its product BCL11 transcription factor B a (gene bcl11ba). Gene Ontology annotation, biological process: positive regulation of transcription by RNA polymerase II. Gene Ontology annotation, cellular component: nucleus. The record is from RefSeq and is a predicted model, not a curated record. NCBI's taxonomy places the organism in Eukaryota, Metazoa, Chordata, Actinopteri, Cyprinodontiformes, Poeciliidae. Gene Ontology annotation, molecular function: RNA polymerase II cis-regulatory region sequence-specific DNA binding; DNA-binding transcription factor activity.
ACUUCUCCCAACAGAAAACACCAAUCCCGCUUACGCAGCGACGCUUCCGCGGCGCGGAGAUGACUUGAGCGACUGUGGCCACUGCUGCCGUGCGCGACACAUGCCCGAGUGUGAGUGUGAGUGUGUGAGAGUGUGUGUGAAAGCUACCACUAGUCGCCCCCAGUGCUCUUCAGUCUCCACUCUCCCUUCUCACCGCAGACUGAACGUCACGUCCGCACUUGAACUUGAGUUUUCUCCCACCGUAGAAGCCAGAGAGCCGCACAGAGCCACGCAGAGCCACGCGCGCGCGCCGGGGGGAUGCGAGACUCCUCCGCGAGCACAAAAGAGAAAAAGAGGGUGACAGACCGUCCUCGGACCAGUGCCGGGCUCUGACUGCAAGAGUUAAAGUCUGAGAGGCCGGCGCUGAGUGCAGCGCUGGAGGUGCCCACCACUUGGCGAGAAGAAAUCUGGAUUCCUGUUUUACACGCGUCAACUGAAGUCCAGCCACCCGCGUCACUCCUGCACACAGGACCGGACAGUGUCCAGUGUCCGGAGAGUGGACACAGAGACGGACAGACCAUCAGGAGGUGACCCCGCCGCCUCUCCGCUCCGCUCUUUUUUUUUCUUUUUUUUUUUUUUCCUCCGCGCUCCUUUGAGGGGAUGGUGUGAAAGCGACGGAGGAACGAGCCCGGCUGUCCCCCCCUCCCUCCGCGCUCCGAGAAGGGAGGCGCGCAAACACUUUGGCACCGAGCUCCGAGCGAGCGCCCCGGCGCCCAGCGCUGCGCCACGGCCGGUGACCGCAGAGCGCAGCAGCAGCCGCUGCCCACCGAGGACAGAUCCGCCGCGCAGGGGCCAGUCCGCGGGCCGCACCUGGGGCCGGUGCGAAGCGGUCAGCUGGGGGUGACCAGUGAAUUUUGGGGCCAGUUUGGCCGCGUGCAGGAGCAGCAGCCGCAGGAGGAGAAGAGGGAGAAGGAGGAGGAGAGCCGACCUUUCCUGCGCAGCUCUCCGGGCGAUGCCAGUGUAAAUGCCAGGGCGAUGUCCCGACGAAAGCAGGGGAACCCGCAGCACCUGUCCCAGAGAGAAAUCACGCCGGAAGUUGAGCAUCCAGAUGGCGCUCUGCUCUCCGACCCGUCGCCCCCCCACCCGCUCGGCCUUCCUGGCCACGCUCUGGAGCCCAGCUUGGCCCACACGCUGCCGCCCGGCCUCCACGUCGAUCACGACCUGCUGACCUGUGGCCAGUGCCAACUCACCUUCCCGCUGGGCGACAUCCUCCUCUUCAUCGAGCACAAGAAGAAGCAGUGCCAAACACCGCUGCUGCCCAACGGUUGCUACGACAAGUUGAAUGACCGAGGAGGAGGAGCUGGAGGAGGAGGAGGAGGGGGUCUGCAAAGCCUUCAUCACUACGCCCAGCGGGGGGAGCUGAGGAAGGUGGUGGAGCCGGUGGAGAUCGGCAUCCAGGUGACACCAGAGGAGGAGGAGGCGGUGGGAGGGAGAAGACGAGGAGAAGGAGUGGAGAGAGGGGAGAAGACGCCCACCAAAGGAAUUUGCCCGAAGCAGGAGAGCACUCUAGCAGGUGGGAGAGAUGAGCCCUCCAACUACAUAUGUACCACCUGUAAGCAGCCUUUCCCCAGCGCCUGGUUCCUGCUGCAGCACGCCCAGAACACUCACGGCAUUCGCAUCUAUCUGGAAUCCAACCCCUCCAGCACAGCCCUCACCCCUCGACUCACCAUGCCGCCGCCCAUGGGCAACGACUCCAUCCCACAGUCCCCACUCACCAGCUUCCUGGGGGAAAACAAUCCCUUCCACCUGCUGAGGAUGACAGGGCCUUUACUCAGAGAACCACCCCCAGGCUUUGUGGAGAACCGUCUCCCCAACACCCCACCGUUUGUCAGCCCACCUCCCCGCCAUCACCUGGACCCCCAUCGGCUGGAACGCCUUAGCGCCGAGGAAAUGGGCCUCAUCUCACAGCACCCCAGUGCCUUUGAGAGGGUGAUGCGGCUUACGCCGAUGGCCAUGGAGUCCCAGUCCAUGGAUUUUUCCCGGCGGUUACGUGAACUGGCAGGGAACACUAACAGCACUACGCCACCACUAUCCCCCAGCAGGCCCAACCCUAUGCAUCGACUGCUAAACCCCAAUCCCUUUCAACAAGGCCCUAAAUCUCCCUUUCUGAGCACCCCUCCUUUGCCACCAAUGCCCCCAAACAGCACCACCCCUCCCCAGACGCAGAACAAGAUCAAGUCCUGUGAGUUUUGUGGAAAGACGUUCAAGUUCCAGAGCAACUUGGUGGUGCACCGGCGCAGCCAUACUGGAGAAAAACCAUACAAGUGCCAGCUGUGUGACCAUGCCUGCUCUCAGGCGAGCAAGCUGAAACGCCACAUGAAGACGCACAUGCACAAGGCUGGAUCCAUGACGGGACGCUCAGACGAUGGCCUUUCAACCACAAGCUCCCCAGAACCAGGCACCAGUGAUAUCACUGGGGAGGGCAUUAAAAAUCGUGAUGGGGACUUCCAGGGGGAGGGUAAUGAGGAAGAGGAGGAGGAAGAGGAAGAAGAGGAACUGGAGAAUGAGAGUCGACCAGAAUCAAACUUCAGCAUGGAGUCUGAGUUCUUCAGGAACAGGGAAAAUGGUUCUAAGCCUCCUUCGGAAGAAAAGACAUCUCUCUCCCUUGACAAAAUGGUAGACGGUGGAGCGCUCAAUUCCAUUCAGCAGUAUAAUAAUUUGAUAGUUGACAAUCGUAAAAGGAUGCCCUUCUCCAAAAGGGGCUCUGAUGGCCGGCGGGACACUGGGGACGAGGAUUCUGUGGUUGGAGAGAUGAAUCACCACCAGCAGGAAGAGCGGACAACCAUUAAUGGCCGGAACUGUGGCUCCGGUGACUCUUUCUCAGGCUUGUUCCCUCGAAAGCCCACCCCCAUCACCAGCCCCGCUCUCUCCAACUCCUCAAACAAGAGGAUCAAGAUUGAGAAGGACUUGGACAUUCCCCAGGCACCACAUAUCCCUUCUGAGAAUGUGUACUCCCAGUGGCUGGUGGGCUAUGCUGCUUCUCGCCACUUCAUCAAAGACCCUUUCUUAGGCUUCACUGACUCCAGACAAUCGCCCUUUGCCACCUCCUCAGAGCACUCAUCGGAAAACGGCAGCCUGCGCUUCUCGACGCCUCCAGGAGACUUGCUGGACGGCGGUCUAUCCGGCCGCAGCGGCACCGCCAGUGGGGGCAGCACGCCUCAUUUAGGUGGAGGCCCUGGUCCGGGUCGACCGAGCUCCAAGGACGGGAGGAGAUGCGACACCUGUGAAUACUGUGGCAAGGUGUUCAAGAACUGCAGCAACCUGACGGUGCACCGGCGUAGUCACACCGGGGAAAGGCCCUACAAGUGUGAGCUGUGCAACUAUGCAUGCGCCCAGAGCUCCAAGCUCACCCGCCACAUGAAGACACACGGCCAGCUUGGUAAGGAGGUCUACCGCUGUGACAUUUGCCAAAUGCCCUUCAGUGUGUACAGCACUCUGGAGAAACACAUGAAAAAGUGGCAUGGAGAACAUUUGAUGACCAGUGAGGUCAAAAUCGAACAAGCAGAGAGAGUCUAAAACACGUUUUCAUGCUCUGCACCAUUCUCCUUGGACUCUAAAAAAAAAAAAGACAACAAAUUAAGGGGGUAGCUGGAUACUUUUGUAUUGAUUUUAGUUUAACUUUGUGUUUUUGAUUAAAAAACUGCCAACUGAGAAAAAAAAUGAGAUCUUAACAACUGAAGCUGUCUAAACUGCCUCAUUUGGCAUUCAUUUUUAAACAAUCAGUCUGAUGAGUUUUAAAUAUGUGGAGCCUUUAACUGUGCAAUAAUUUCUGUAUUUAUUGGAUUUUGUAUUUUGGCACGUGCAGGUACAUUUUUCUUUUUUUUACAGUUUUUUUUUAAUUUAGCUUUUUUUUUUUUUUUAAUCCCACAUGACAUCCUGAGAGUCUCUUAAGCAAGCCGAACAAAAAAAAAAAAAAAAAAAAAAAAAAAAAACAUUUUAGGCUGUUUGUUUUUCGGACACGGCUUGUAGGAAAUUGUACAUUAAAAUAAUUGUUUAGUAUCUUGAAAA